UGCCCCCAAGCCCAAAGUACCAAGUACACCUUCCCUUUUGCCGUCUGGAGCCCUCGAGACAAUCUGAAUCUCUUUCUAUAAAUCGCUCCUUGUCUCUACACCCACCGGAUUUUUCUCUCUAUCUACGAAAUCCUUACUCGUUUUUUCUGUCUGAAUCGUUGGAUUUUAAAGGUUUUGAUCAGAGAAUUGAAGCUAUAGAAAUGAAAUUAAGCAGUGACAAUUAGGGUUCCGGCGUAAUUCGGGCUCUCCUGGAUUUCCGAGGCUUGAAUUGGACGAGUCUAGGGUUUUGCAGAAUCGUAAUUCAAGAAUUCUGUUUUUAAUUUAUUAGCGAGUUGGAAGACUUUAGGUUUUCCAGUACGCCAAUUGAAUUAUUCGUUAGGGAUACUGGUAAUUGAGAAGAUUUAAUGGAGUUCGGGUGUUAUUGAGUAAAAUAAUGUCAGAUUAAGAUGAUGGCGUGGUUUUAAGCGGGGAUUGGAGUGAUUUGACGUUUGAAGUUGGGGUAUUGGGUAGUCCGAAAUUUGGGGAAAAUGCAAAAAAACAAUCUUUAUUAUGCAUGGGAGGGUUCAGCGGGAAGGCGAGAGCAUUAGGAGCCUACAGAGGAGUAUUAGUCAGCAUAUGCGGUCGGUCCCACCAUUGGCUACGAGCAACAGAACUAUAGCUGCUGCGUGUGGUCAUUCCUCAGUUACUUCUUCUACCAUCACAACAACCUCCACGGCCAGUGAUUCAUUUCUCAAGGACGGCCGAAAAAUUAGCAUAGGUGAUUGUGCUCUUUUCAAGCCACCUAAAGAUUCUCCACCUUUUAUUGGGAUAAUUCGCUGGUUGGCAGCGAGCAAAGAGAAAAAGUUACUGUUAGGUGUGAAUUGGCUUUAUCGACCAGCUGAGCUGAAGCUUGGCAGGGGCAUCCAGCUGGACGCCGCGCCAAACGAAAUUUUUUAUUCUUUUCACAAGGAUGAAAUUCCUGCUGCAUCGCUUCUCCAUCCGUGCAAAGUUUCUUUUCUUCCAAAAGGCGUUGAACUUCCUGCAGGGAUAUCCUCAUUUAUUUGCCGGCGGGUGUACGAUAUUGAGAAUAAUUGCCUUUGGUGGCUGAAUGAUCAAGAUUACAUUAACGAACGACAACAAGAAGUAGAUAAACUUUUACAUAAAACACGAACAGAAAUGCAUGCAACUAUGCAGUCUGGUGGUCCUUCUCCAAAACCAGUAAAUAGUCCGGCAUCAACCCUGCAAUCAAAAUCAGGUCCUGAUAAUGGACAAGUUGGUGCAACUUCUUUUUCUUCUCAAGUUAAGGGAAAGAAGAGGGAGAGAGGAGAUCAUGCUGUUGAUCCUAUCAAAAGGGAACGUUCUUCCAAAACUGAUGAUGGCGAUUCUGGUAUUUUGAGAGCUGAAAAUAGUUUGAAAUCAGAUAUAGGGAAAAUAACAGGAAAAGGAGGUCUCACAGAUUUGGAGGGGGUGGAGAAGUUUGUCCAACUUAUGCAACCAGAGAGAAUGGAAAGGAAAAUGGAUUUGAUUAGUCGCUGUUUACUUGCAGGUGUGUUGGCUGCCACUGAUAAGUUCGAUUGCCUUAAUCAUUUUGUGCAGCUCAAGGGUUUGCUAGUGUUGGAUGAGUGGCUCCAGGAUAUCCAUAGAGGGAUGAUUAAUGAUGGUAAUAAUUCCAAGGAUGGUGAUAAAUCUGUGGAGGAAUUUCUUUUAAUUUUACUUCGUGCACUAGAUAAGCUCCCUGUCAAUCUUGAAGCCCUGAAAAUGUGCAACAUUGGUAGAUCUGUGAAUCAUCUACGUUCACAUAAAAACUUAGAAAUUCAGAAAAAGGUUAGGAGUUUAGUUGACACAUGGAAGAAACGCGUCGAGGCUGAAAUUGAUGCAAAGUCUGGUUCAACCCAAGUUGUUUCUCCAUGGCCUUCCAAAUCUCGCCUUCCCGAGGCUUCUCUGGGUGGGAGUAAAAAUUUAAAUGGUACUGAUGUUGCCAUUAGAAGUUCAAUCACGAUGCUUUCUGCUUCUAAAACUUCUUCAGUGAAGUCUUCACCCGGGGAGAGUAACACAAAGUCCUCAUCCUCAUCUCCUGGCCCUAUAAAAUCAUCAUCAUCACCUGCAACAGGCAAAGAUAUCCAGCCCAAAAAUUCUGUUGGUAGUGCUUCUGAUGUUCCUCUAUCCAGGGAUGAUAAGAGUAGCAGUUCUGUUCAAUCUUAUAGUUACAAUCCUUCAUCAGUAAAAGAUGACAUAAAGGGUUCUGAUACUGGUUUGGUCAGUGUUAAUAAAAUCUCAGGUAGUGCUUCUCGGCAUCGGAAGUCAAGCAAUGGUUUUCUUGGGUCACCUGUAACUGGAGGUAUGAAAGAAACAAGCUCAAGCAGAAGCUCUUCACUGCACAGAAGUACUGCGUUAGAUAAGUCAUCUCAGUCUGCCUUCAACAUUGACAGGGCUCUCGAGGCACCCUUUAGUGAGGGCAGCAGUCAUAAGCUAAUUGUUAAGAUACCAAACCGUGGACGCUUUCCUGCACAUGGUGCCAAGAUGGAACCUUCAGAAGAUCCUUCCAUUAUGAGCAGUCGAGUUUCUUCUCCAGUGCAUUCAGAGAAGAAUGAUUAUAUCCCUCAUAAUCCAAAGGAAAGGAGUGAUGUGGAUCCAUCAAAUUUUACUUCGGAUGUGAAUAUGGAGUCAUGGCAAGGCAAUGAGUCCAAGGAUGUGAUAAAUGGUUCUGUUGAGGCUGUUGUGUCACCUGCAGCUCUUCCUCAUCAAGAGCAAAGUAGGACCACUGAAGCGUCCAGGAGAAUUAUUGAAGCUUUGAAAAGAAAUGACUUGAAGUCGCGUGAAGCCUCGUUUAGCCCUAUGAAUGCUUUGAUUGAGAGCUGUAAGUAUUCUGAAGUAAAUUCAUGUGUGUCACUUGAGGAUGAUAUGGGAAUGAAUCUACUUGCUAGUGUGGCUGCUGGAGAAAUGUCCAGAACUGAUUCUCCGGAAAGAAGCACCUUUGUAGCUGAUGAGGUUUGUGCAAACGAGGAUGGAAAAUCGAAGCCGUCUCCUGAAGAUGGAAUUGCUGGAGGCCAAAUUUUGUGUUCUGAUGAUGGUGAUAGCAAGAACCAGGUUAUAGCUGGCACUUUGUUGUCUGAAGAUGAAUUGCAUCUGUCUAAACAUGCACCCCUUGAGUACUCUGGUGAAAGAUGCGCUUCAUCUCAAGUUAAUGAAGAUUUGCUGACUGGAGAGUGCAAUAAACAUGUGAACUUGGUGGAUUUGAGAACCAGUGCAGAUCCUCAUGGCGAUAUAGGUGAGAAGUCCUGUGAAAUGAAGAGUUCUGCUUCUUUGAUGCCAUCAGGAACAAUGGAGAAGGUGAAAGAUGUUGAAUUAAGUAAAAAAUUUCUCGAGGAAAAGGUUCCUAUAAGUAAUGCAAAUGUUGAUGCCAUUUCAGAUAGUAAACCUUGUGGAAAUGAUAACUUGGUAGCCCAGGCCAUGGUCAGCCAUGGUAUUUCUAAUGUAGAAGACGGUAAUCGAUCAGCUGAAGUUGUAGGUGACAGCACAAAUGAUUUGAAGGAAGAGUUGAGUACUGAAUUUCCUGUGGAGCAAGAACUACCUGCAGUUGCUGCAUCAUCCGUCUUGACAGAAAGAUGUGAUAAUGAAAUGCUGCAAAGAACUGCAUCUGAGAAGAAAGUCAUUUCACAAAAUGAUAACGAUGUCAAUGAAGAAAAAGGUGGUGAAAAGGAUACUGUGAAUUGUGUUAUCCAGUCUGAAAGACAGAACUUUGAUAAGGGAGCAGACAAGCCUAAUGUUGAAGAUCGAGGCAUGAGCUGUUUGGAUUCUACCAUGGAUGACGUGAAGAGUCAAAAUACAGAGGUGAAUGUAGAGAACGAUGAAUCCCCUGAGCACCAAUCUGUUAUAUCCCCUCCUCAGAAAGAGUUGCUUGCUAUUUCUUCCAAAGAAGCACAGAAAAAGACUGAGUCGAUAGAAUCCAAGCUUCCUGGUGUUGAAGCAGAUGUAACUGAGGAAUGUUCUUCCUCUGAGACAGAGGCUUCAUUUUCUUCUGCUACCGCACCUCCAGGACCUGAUGCAAAGAUUAAUUUUGACUUAAAUGAAGGUUUUAUUGAAGAUGAUGGAAAAUAUGGGGAGCCAGUAAACUUCAUAUCCUCUGAUUUAACCAGUGUGCAUGUGAUCAACCCAUUGCUUUCUUCCAAUGGUCUUCCUGCUUCCAUUACAUUCGCAGCAGCAGCAAAAGGGCCUUUUGUUCCUCCAGAGGAACCAUUGAGACGCAAAAGUGAACUUGGAUGGAAGGGAUCUGCUGCCACUAGUGCAUUUCGACCAGCUGAACCCAGAAAAGCCCUUGAUUUGCAUUUUGGGUCGAGAAAUGUGUCCUCUACCGAUGCCUCUACUAGUAGACAUGUCCAUCCUUUGUUGGAUAUUGAUCUAAAUGUGCCAGAUGAAAGAGUUGUUGAGGACAUGGCUUCUCGAGAUUCCGACUCAGCAGUUAAUUCAACAUCUGUUUUUAUAAGUGAUCGUGGUAUGACACUGAAUGAGUGCAUAGGUGCUGCGCCAGCUCGUGGCUCUGUAGCACUUGAUCUUGAUUUGAACAGAGUUGAUGAAGCUAAUGAAAUGGGGCAUUGCUCUUUAAGCAGCAAAUUUAAAGUGGAGGGUACGGAUUUGCCUGUUGAUUCAUCAGGUGGUUCACGUACUGGUGCUGUUAGAAGACAUUUUGAUCUAAAUGAUGGGCCUGUAGUUGAUGAUGCUAUUGCUGAACAGUUUUCAUCAAGUCAUCAGGGCAAGGGUAUUAUACUGUCUCAACUGCCUACUGCUGGCCUGAGAAUGAACAACUCAGAACUUGGCAACAUCUCAUCUUGGUUUCCCCCUGGGAAUACAUACUCAACUGUGACAAUUCCGUCAACAUUACCGGACCGAGGGGACCAGCCCUUUCCAGUCAUCCCUCCUGGUGCACCACAAAGAUUAUUUGCUCCUACUGUUGGUACCCCAUUUAUUUCUGAUGUUUAUCGGGGACCGGUUUUGUCAUCAUCUCCUGCGAUCCCUUUCCCACCUGGCUCUUUCCAAUACCGGAUGUUUCCUGUUGGACCUACGUAUCCUUUACCAACUCCCACUUUCUCUGUGGGAGCAAAUUCAUUUGUAGAUUCCUCAUCUGGUGGAAGGCUAUUUACUACGCCUGGAAAUUCACAGUUUCUGGGCCAUGGUGGUGCUGUCUCGCCCCAAUUACCUAGACCUUUUCUGGUUAACCUUCCUGACAGUAGCAGUAAUGGUAGCUUGGAUAACAACAGAAAGUGGGGCAGGCCUGGUCUGGAUCUCAAUGCUGGCCCUGGUGCAGUAGACAUUGAAGGUAGAGAAGAGAUGUUGCCUCUGGCAUCGAGGCAGCUUUCUGUUGCCAGUUCACAAGCGCUAUUAGAGGAACAAGCAAGGAUUCUCUCGGUUCCAGGUGGUAUUUUGAAGAGGAAGGAGCCUGAAGGUGGGUGGGAUUAUGAGAGCUUCAGAUCCAAGCAACCUUCUUGGCAAUAGGAGCGAUAUACUGGAAUCUGUGGCUGGACGAGCCAAAUGAUGAAUCAUUACUACCAGGCUGGAUCUCCCUUGAAGAAUGGUGCUAAGCUAGUAGAUGUUUCCAGUCUCUGACCCCCAUCUCUCAAGUGCUUCGAUUGUCACACGAUAGUUUAAUCGGGUUUGCUAGUCUUGGUCAUUUCUGGGAGGAUGGAGAUAACUUUCCUCUGUAGAUAUUUAACUGUUGGAAAGCAUGAAUUCUCUGAUGACCAGAUACUGAUUUGAUGCAUUAUCCCUGGAAAUCAUUCAGGAAAUGAGAUUGGGACUGAACUGUUUUGACAUGGAAGCUCGUUUUAUCGAGUAUUUAUCAUAAUUCUCUCUUUGCAGCUUGUUCUUUUCAGCUCACCUUUAUAUACUUAUAUCCAGAUUUACUCUGAAUUUUGGCAUCAAAAGCUUUUAACCUCUGAUGGGUUCAGUUAUGUCU
Messenger RNA from Olea europaea var. sylvestris, 5929 nucleotides. RefSeq lists its product as uncharacterized. Gene Ontology annotation, molecular function: chromatin binding. The transcript has 5 exons. Gene Ontology annotation, cellular component: nucleus. NCBI's taxonomy places the organism in Eukaryota, Viridiplantae, Streptophyta, Magnoliopsida, Lamiales, Oleaceae. The record is from RefSeq and is a predicted model, not a curated record. The coding region runs from base 550 to 5469 and encodes 1639 amino acids.